This is a messenger RNA of Pochonia chlamydosporia 170, 2895 nucleotides long. RefSeq lists its product as hypothetical. The coding region runs from base 1 to 2895 and encodes 964 amino acids. The transcript is spliced from 2 exons. Lineage: Eukaryota; Fungi; Ascomycota; Sordariomycetes; Hypocreales; Clavicipitaceae. The record is from RefSeq and is a predicted model, not a curated record.
AUGGACAAGCACAUCCAGAUCAACGGAGCUUACAAUCUUGUGGUUUGUCUAGAUUGCAAACGUGCAUUAACGCCAGGCGAUGGGGCAAUCGGCCAUCUACGAAAUGUGCAUCAAGUUUCGGGCGCUAAUUUGAAAGAAAUCGAAGACUACUUGGCUCUGGGACAGGCAAACAAUCCAAAGACCAUCGAACUUCCGCCCAAUGGUGGGCCGAAGCAACCAGUGAUUCCGGUCGUAGAUGGGUUUAAGUGCAGAGGCUGCUCAUUUAUCACAACGUCGGAGAAAUCAGCGAACAUUCACUGGAGAACUGUGCCACAUACGUUAGAGGGUCAUCGCUAUACCAAGGUUCGUGUUCAAUCGUGGAUGGGUGGGAAAUAUGCGCGCUACUGGACAGUGGGCAACGAAGGGUACGACCCAACCACCGACAUCGACGCACGAGAUGAAGCAGGCAACGAGAGAAGUGUGAGCGUACUCGAGCAGCUUCUGCGAAAGGGAGCAAAGCGAAUACGUGAUUCCAACGCGCAGUGGUACCGGGCCGGGCAGGCGCAACAAGGUGCGGACUACGAUAAUGAAUUCGUCAAGGAGAUGCGUUGGAUCAAGUUCACCGAAGAAAAGGACCGAGCCGUCAUUGCCGCCGCCACAAGAUGGGUCAAGGCCAAGGCGAUGGAUGGGACCAUACAAGAAGCAUUGGAAGCAGACACUGGUUUGACGGCACAACUUACAAUGCUAUGCGACAGCAUCAAGCGAGAAGUCAAGCGAUGCGAGCCACGAAUAUAUGCCGUUCCCAAACCCAUUCUGCAACGACUACACGGAAUUGAAGGGGGCAAAAGCAACCCGAUACCGUUCAGAAUGAACGAAGACACCGAUACGCUGCAAAAAUACAGCAUUGUGUGCCAGCGAUAUCUCUGUUUAUGCUGGCGAGCGUAUAAGCUUGGACGGGAAGAAGCAGAAGCCAAACUCGGGAUGCGGUUCACAGAUGAGCAGUGGGGUUUGCUGUGCGACAUGGACCGUGUGCUACAAGAGAUGGAUGGAAAUAGAUUAGAUGGCGGCGAAAGUUCAGAUGGUUAUGACAGCGACACGGGCGGCUUUAUACGAAGCAGCCAACCUGAUAUGAGACGGCCGGGGGGUCAGGCCGAGCUGGAUGUGAUCUUGUUCAAGUUUAUUAUUGCAUCCAUCAAGACGAAAGUUGGCGGCGCUAUGUACACCAACGCAUUGCUGUGCUUCUUUGCGGCGACAGCCAUUAGAGAAGGCGGCAAUGGAUUUCUGCCCGCAGGUGUAUUUACAGCGACGGUGGCGGCGAUGCUGUGGAUCUUGCGACUGUUUUUUCUGGAGGAUUCAUUCCAAGACAUGCCGCUGAAUGUAGAGGACAUCUCAGUAGAAAAGAUGGAGUGGUUCACGGAGCAGCACGCCGAGUGGCUGUCUGUCGACCGGUUCACGGUGGUCGGGACCAUGAUUAGCUGGAUGGCGUAUGGCAAGGGACAUAGGAACAAGACUAUGGCGACACCAAGCGUACGUUGGACAGACGACUAUGAGACGCUCAUCCAUAACGGGGAAGAUAUACGGAUCCAUGAGUUUCAACGGGCGGCGUACCGGUUAAAGCUGCGUAUUGAUCAUCUCAUGGGGAGGUUGCUUGGAGAUAGGUGGUCGACGAUUGGACCCAACAUCGACAUGGAGGGCAUCCGCGACGACAUGACAUAUCUCGGUGCCGGGCAAUCAUUUGCCACGAACAAGGCCAACGAGUGGCUUCGGAGUGGGCCGGAGCUAGCUAUCAAGGCUGCGCAGUCGAUGCUCUUUGAUCCAAGGACGAACUCGUGGAAGAAGAAGGGAGUGACGAAGUGGUUGAGAGAUCUACGGCAGCUGAAAGAACUGCUUAUGCCGGGAUGCCAUGUGUGGCCCGGGAUGCCAGGUCGUGGACCAGAGGUGAGCACAAUGAGGCACUGCGAUGGACUACAGGUGAUGCGGAACAUUUUUCUAUACAGCGGGUCGGUUAUGAUUGUAACAGAUCGCGACAAGACCAAGUCGAUCCGCGACAUGGGCCGCAAGGUCGCACGGUUUCUGCCAGACGAUAUGGGCCGUGUACUCGUAGCAUACAUUGCGUGGCUGCUGCCGGCAGAAGAGUUUCUAGAGCAAGAAUUGAAGCUCCCGGCAACGCCGCCGAGUAUCAAGGAAUUUAUGUGGAGGCACGGUCCGUCAGGGAGGUGGAAGACGGAGAAGCUGAGCUCUCUGCUCGCACGCGAGAUAGGAACCGGGCUUGGUGUGCGUAUGGGCACGGCGAGAUACCGAAUGAUUGUUAUAGAGAUGGGCCGGAUCGUGGAUGGGUUAGUCUUGGAGGAAUGGGAAAAAAAGAUUGAGGAUGACAACCAUGACGGGAUCGAGUUGGAUGAGCUCUCAGGCGAAAUGCUGCACAUUGGCGGAAGCUGGAACAUUAUAUGGGAUUUACAAAGCACACACGGAACAAGAACAGCUCGACAGAGCUACGCUGUGCACAUUGGCAUGCCAGGCCACCUGCACCCGAUGCUAAUCCGUCGAUAUCAUGAGGUCAGCCGGUUAUGGCAUUUGUUUCUCGAAAAGGGUAACCCGCGAAAAACAUGGGGGAACCGAGCACGGGGAGACGAGCACGAAAGCAACAAGAAAGCAGAUACGGAGAAUAUCGAGGCGGCAACGCUUGCCGCGCUACAAGAGCUCGAAGGCAGCACCGCGACGUGGCGAUCGGCGAAGCAGGAGGAGUACGCUGUUUGGGCCCUUCGCAAAGAGCCGCUGACAAUGUACGUUGGCCCUCCAUCGCAAAUUGCUGCCGCCAGCAUGCGUCUUGCCGCAAUGCGCUCGCAUCCGUGGUUUGCUUCUCGUUAUCCACCCACAUUCGUUGCACCGAAGUCCAUCCGUGACCGCAUCACGUAG